This is a messenger RNA of Leishmania mexicana MHOM/GT/2001/U1103, 1908 nucleotides long. Its product is annotated as putative tuzin. The coding region runs from base 1 to 1908 and encodes 635 amino acids. The transcript has a single exon. NCBI's taxonomy places the organism in Eukaryota, Euglenozoa, Kinetoplastea, Trypanosomatida, Trypanosomatidae. The record is from RefSeq and is a predicted model, not a curated record.
AUGUUGAGCCGGCCAACGCGUCGCUGCCUGCUCACGGCAGUGUCCUCCGUGCCGAGCACUACUGCCGCCACCUCUUCGGGCGGCGUGUCGCGUGAGUCGGAUGCGUCGGCGGUGAGGCGGUCGACUUUUGUCCAACCGGGGCUGGAGGGGCUGCGCAUCGCUGCGUACGCGCCUACUGAGCCAGGCGUGCCGUCGUCGCGGCGCCGGCUUCCCGUGGCCAUUGGUCACGUCGUCUCGCAGCUGUCGUCCCUUGUGUUCGCAGUAGACUUCGAUGAAAGUCCACCACCGCCCUCCGUGUCGCUAGGAUCGCGCGUCUAUGUGGCCUACGAGCGGGAGGAUGAGGACCCGACCUCGCAGCAGGGCGAUGGAGGCGUGGGCGGUGCGCCGAGUCGCGUCUUCCUGGUGGGCGGCCUCGUCGUGCGAGUGAACCCUAAUGGCACCUUGGGUGUCCUGCUGGACCACAACAAGGUGGAUCUGGCGGUCCCACCGGAAAAGAUAGCUGUGUCGGAGGGCGUGUGCAAAUUCCUCAAUCACUACAAGUACCUGCGGGUUGUGGAGUGGGUGCGCUCUGCCGGGCUCUCGGAGACGGACGACGUGGAGAGCACCGCGUGCAUCCUGUACCACCGCGGCUGGCGGGCGGAGCGUCUGUACUUGAUCGAGGCUUCUGACAUCCGCAGCAUGACGCACCUGUCCCAGUGCGCCCGCAUGUCGCUCAUGGAGAAAGCAGAGUGGCAGCGUGAUCACCACCGUCAGAUGCGCAACAUUCACAGGGAGCGUGUGAAGGAGCGGGACCGACGGUACAUGUCUGCCAAGUACGCCGGCAUCCUCUCCGCCAGCGUCGCCUUCUGCGGCGCCUUCUCGCUCUUCGGGUGGAACUACAGGAACUACCUGACGCACCAGCGCUCCUACCAGAUGCGCUUUGCGGUGAAAACGCUCUGCAAGAAGGUGCCUCCAGGAAGUGCAACCACCAUCGGCGCGCCGCCAGCAGCGACGGGUGCGGAGACAUCGACGUCGUCCUCCUCGGCACACCGCCUGUCGAAACACGUUCGCCGGGUGGUGCAGGAGCGAUGGAUUCGACAGGUAUUUCACCGACUCGAUACAGCGCACCCUCGUAUCGUGGUUAUCACCGGGUACUUUGGAUGUGGAAAGAGUUCGCUGUGCAGCACUGCCAUUCACGAGGAAGGCAUGGCCGGCGUCUUCGUGGAUGUGCGCAACAAGGAGGACACACUGCGCAGCAUCAUCAAGGCUCUUGGUGUGCCGCACGUUGAGGCCUGCGGCGACCCCCUCGACUUCAUCUCGGAAGCCUGCUACAAGGCCAAGUCCAUCACAAAUGGAAAGACACCCGUGAUUGUCCUGAAGCUGCGUGAGGGGGAUAGCCUGACGCAUGUAUACAACGAGGCGCUGACGUUGGCGUGCGAUCGCCGCGCGUGCCACAUCGUGGUUGAGGUGCCGCUUGAGUCGCUGACCACGACUAACACGUUGCUGCCGCGGUUGGAUUUCUACACAGUCCCCAACUUCAGCCGCUCGCAGGCGUACGAGUACAUUCAACAUCGCCUCGACGCUCUCGGCAUGGAGGUGUUUCUGAGCACCGUGGGCACGAACAGCAACGACUUGGAUGAGCUGCUUGCUGCCGCACAUCAGCACCAUGUAUCGCCGACGGAGUACACGAACGAAAAGCUUUUCAAGGCGAUGCGCCGGCUGCAGACAGCGUGGGGCGACGAUGCGCAGCUCAAGGCGGCUGUGAAGCGUCUGGCGCAGUUGCCAUACGAUGAAGGUCGACACGAGGGUCUUGACGACAGCAGUUUCAGUCACCCAUCACUGCGCGAUGUGAUCUUUUACAAUUCUGUGCAGGAUGUUUGGCUCUUCAAGAGCCAAGUGCUGCACACCGCCGCCUCCUGCUUGCUAUGA